Molecule: messenger RNA, 2355 nt
Organism: Panicum virgatum (switchgrass)
Lineage: Eukaryota; Viridiplantae; Streptophyta; Magnoliopsida; Poales; Poaceae
Exons: 3
Coding region: 423-1340 (305 amino acids)
Source: RefSeq, a predicted model, not a curated record
CUCCACCUCCACCGAUCCCUUAGAUCUAUGGCCGCCGCCGCCCUCCCCAAGUGGGUGAUGCUGGAACGCUUCGUCUUCCGUAGGGACGACCCCAACUCAUUUCGCAAGGACGAGAGGACCUCAGCGAGCUGCAUCACCUGCACUGGCGCUCGCAUCGAAGUUUCCUUCGUCCUCGCGGAACCCCCGACCCCCUCGCGCAUCUACCUCUCGUGGCCGGAAGGCCCAAGGCUGAGGGGGUGUGCCACCUCGUGGCGGCGCACCGCGACCUCGUCCUCAUCAGGUUGUCCUCGCUCGUCGACGAAUCCGUGCCUUUCGGGGAGGCUCGGCAUGAAUACUUCAUCUACAUAGCCGCCCGUACCUUUCAGGUCCCGCCCUUCCUCAGACCACUGCCCCAAUGCAUCGAGUAUGACGCUGACCUUGAGAUGCCAAUGACAUACCCGUUUUCUCUGCGAUCUGUUGGCCUAUUGUGCUAUGGUGAACAUGAGUUUGUUGUGGCGGGUCUGCAAGUAUUCAGGUCUCGUGUAACAUUGAAGAUGGAAGCUGAGCUGUACGUGCUCCGCUCGUCAUCGUCCUGCCAUGAUGAUGGUGCUGAAAAUUCGGACAAGAAGUGCCUGCCGAUCCUGUACCAAGAAGAGGAUGAAGACAACGACUUGCAGUACUGGGAUUGCAAUGAGGUGGUUCCCUUCAAGAAUUCCUUGUUCUGGGUUAGUUAUGAUACAGGGAUCUUAUUCUGUGACGGCAUCCUUGGAGACAACCCCAAGAUCUACUACAUCCGUUUUCAUCCUGACAACUUUGUCCGCGAUAAUCCUCUCUCCAUGUGCAAGGCGCUGUACCGCAGCUUGUGUGUAACUGAUGGUGGUUGUCAGUUGGUAUUUGUUGAUGUUGCUCGUCAUGAUGCAACUGGUUUGGGUCCAAUGGCCCCUGGAACUGGGUUUACCAUGACCUUGUGGAAAUUGAAGAUGACAGGGAAUAGCAUCAUGCCGUGGGAGUGGAUGAAUGAUGCUGUGGUCACUUCAGCUGAACUGUGGGCUGCAAACAGCUCUGAGCAUCUCCCACGUAAGGUUAUGAUGCUCCCGUUAGUGAGUCUUGAUAUGCGUAAUAUUGUGCACGUUGUAUUGUAUGGAUGGGAGACUGGCAGCUUCUCGCUUGUUACCAUUGACUUGAGUGACAAGCAAUUGCUGGGCUCAGUUGUUACAUACAUUAAGUCGUCAAAGGAAGGCCUUUGUACUGAUGAUGCUGAUCUGGUCAGGGCAAAGCCAAGCUUCUUCCCACACUUCCUUCCAUCAGAGUUCCCCAAGUUUCUGAAUCUCAACAGCAUUAUGGAGCUCAAGCAGAAUUGACUUACCAGAUUGAAAGUAUAAAGGAGAAAGGUAAAAUAAAGGAUUCAUACAUUGUGUGGAUUCAAUAAAAAAACAGAGAAACACCAGAUCGAAGCAUCUGAAGCUGGCAAAAUGGAACAUGAAUGCAAAUAACAAGAGGAUUAGCUGAUCCCUGUGGAACAAGCAGCAAGGCAAAAAAAGUUGUAGAGAUGAAGACCAUAAUGGAUUCUGAGAAGAACCAAAGCACUACUCAGAACACACAUGGAACCAGAAAUAAACAUGCAAGGUACUACAGAGGUUAGGGGGCAUCGAGUUGCACACUCCACAUAUAUAACCACUAAAAAUGAAAUUUCACCACUAAAAGCAAGCACCACGCAUACUACCAGUCCAAUACCAGGAACAGGGCACCGCACACCAGACAUCAACUAAACAUAUGCAUCAAGCACAAAGAUGAGAAUUGUAGUGGUAGAGGCUUCUUCUCGACACUUCGGGCAGGGCACAAACAUUCUUAUCAUGGCUAAUCCACAUGCUUCAUUUUCUUUCCUUUGGGUAGCAAUUGUAUGCUGUUCAACAAUCGUAACGAUCUAUGAGUUUGAUGGAAAGUUUGGGCAACUAAGUUUACACCAGAGCGAUCAUCAACUAAAGAGCAAUUACUUUACUUUUAGAAAUUAGAUUGCAUCGAUACAUGAUUGAACCAGCACAAUGAUCUGCAGCCUACAAACCAAUCUAGCAACACAAUACCAAUAGCACAAUGGGUAAUUGCUAGAAAGAAAUUUAAAUUGAAAACAGAGGAUGUUGCUUUCAGUUAUGUACCAAUGGGUAACUAAGUUUACCAGAAUGAAGUGAGCUACCUUGGUCAACCUAUCCACAAUAACCCAUAUCGAGUCAUACCCAUCCUUUGUACAGGGCAAUCCCCCAAUGAAAUUCAUACCAAUUUCUACCCAUUUCCAUUCUGGCACCUUCAGUGGCUGCAAAAAACCGGCUGGUCUCUGAUGUUUUGCCCUGACUCUCUGACACAUCUCACAACGUUGCAUGG